CUCUUCUCCCGCAAAGUAUUUCCGAUGAAAACAAAAGCCUGUGACUCUUCUUACCAGGCGGGCGAGCUUUUAAAGCAUGCAGCCAGCGGGCCUCCUCCGCAAAGUGAAGUACAACAUGUUCCUUCACUUGAAAAGACUCACUGAUGUCCGAUGUGGUUCAAUCAGAAAGGUCAGGCAUUGCACUGUGUGCCAUGCAACAUUUGUUUUUAUCACGGAAUGCACGGAGCUGCAAGGAAUCUCUUCCCUCCAUUAUAGCCAAAAUAUUGUAAACAAGGUAAAGAUAAUCACCCUAUCUCAAUGAUUGUGCAGUACAGCUUUGUUUUUGUGUUGUGUGUCAUAGGCACUAAUCAUAUUACAUGUACACUUACUGCUUCCAGUUCUGCUUAAUAUUGGUGACACACUGCUCCUUCACAUGACUUUCCCAACACUCCCCACCCGAGUGACCCUUAUAAAACAGCAGUCGAUGUGACACUUCUGAACAGUAAAUUAGUUGGCUGUCUGUGGAAUAUGUUGUCUCUCCUCUGGCAAGGUUAUGUUGUCUAUUAGAGAGGAGAUACAGCAGGAGAUGUGGAUAGAGUGGAGUCCGAUCUGGCCUCUAUUCCUGCCUGCACACAUUCUGCUGAGUCAGGAGGCUUUGUGGAAGUCAGUCAACAGCAACUCAGUGAGGCCACGAGCCAGAGGGGCUGGUGGGAAACUGCUACUACAGCCGUGGCUCCGGCUGAUGAAUCUACUCGUUACUCCAAACGUUUCUCUGUUGAUUAGCAGACCUGCUUAGAGAAGAGCGGGCUGUUGCAGUCAGGCAGCAUCAUGGAGGCUGGAUGUGUGGUUGCCGCGGUGAUUGAGAAUGCUGCCUCAGGACCCCGGGGUGAACCAGGAAGUGGUGACGUCCUUGAGGGAUAUGUCAUCCCAUCUGCUGAUCUGGACAAAGACGAUGCCUUACCUCAAGCCGCCAACAAUAAUCCUCCAGAAGAGAAACAGCCACAGGAGACAUCCACUGCCAUGGUGAGGAGUGAUGACAUCACAGAGCACCCAGCUGAGCCCCUCCUGCGCUCCUGCGUCAGCACGGCUAGCAUGAAGGUCAAGAACAUGAAGAAGCUGACGUUUCCCAGAGGUCACUUCCCCAGGUUGGAAGAGUGUGCCCAUUUCCACUAUGAGACCGUGGAUUUUGGCAACGUUCAGUUGGACUUCGCAGACGGGCAGAGUGAAGGACCGAAGGCUGGUCUGGACUCCAAAGAGCUGGUCUUUCUGAUCCAGAUCACUUGCCAGGCUCGAAACUGGCUUGUAAAGAGAUCCUAUGAAGACUUCCGAGUGCUGGACAAACAUCUGCACUUGUGUAUCUAUGACCGCCGUUACUCCCACCUCACCGAGCUGCCACGACACGACACAUUAAAGGACACUGUUGAGACAGUAACCAAGAUGCUGGCCACCUACCUGUCCCGCUUCUCAGCCAUUGCUGACAACAAGAUCAACUGUGGUCCAGUGCUCACAUGGAUGGAGAUUGACAACAAGGGGAACCAUUUGCUGGUGUCUGAGGAAGCCUCAAUCAAUGUCCCUGCUAUUGCUGCUGCCCACGUCACCAAACGUUACACAGCCCAGGCCACAGAUGAGUUGACUUUUGAGGUGGGGGACAUUGUGUCAGUCAUAGACAUGCCGCCCAAAGAAGACACAGGCUGGUGGAGAGGGAAACAUGGCUUUCAGGUUGGUUUCUUCCCCUGCGACUGUGUUGAGCUGAUAAAUGACAAGAUUCCCCCCAGUGUUCAAAGCUCGGUGCCGAAGCCAGUGUGUAAGAAGCACGGGAAGCUGGUAACGUUCCUAAGGACUUUUAUGAAGUCUCGACCGCCGCCUCAGAAGCUGCGGCAGCGCGGCAUCCUCAGAGAGAGAGUGUUUGGCUGUGACCUGGGGGAACAUCUGCACAAUUCGGGACAUGAGGUCCCGCAGGUUGUUAAGAGCUGUGCUGACUUUAUAGAGAAAAAUGGAGUCGUGGACGGAAUCUAUAGGCUGUCUGGGAUCUCCUCCAAUAUCCAGAAACUGAGGCACGAGUUUGACUCAGAACAGAUCCCCGACCUGACCAGGGAAGUCUUCAGACAGGAUAUCCACUCAGUGGGCUCACUCUGCAAGCUGUACUUCAGAGAGCUGCCCAACCCUCUGCUCACCUACCAGCUCUACGACAGAUUCUCAGAGGCCGUGUCUGCAGCCACAGAUGAGGAGAGGCUCGUCAAAAUCCACAACGUCAUCCAGCAGCUGCCUCCUCCACACUACAGGACUCUGGAGUACCUCAUGAGACACCUGUCCCACCUGGCCACCUUCAGCCCCAUCACUAACAUGCACACUAAAAACCUGGCUAUCGUCUGGGCGCCUAACCUCCUCAGGUCCAGACAGAUCGAGUCGGCCUGUUUUAGCGGCACAGCAGCGUUCAUGGAGGUGCGCAUCCAGUCGGUGGUGGUGGAGUUCAUCCUCAACAACACCGAGGCUCUUUUCAGCGCUAAACUCAAUGCCGUCAUACGUGAAAGCACAGGUAACAACACCUUAUCCAGACCCAAAUCCCUGCUGGUCUGCUCCCCGUCCACAAAGUUGCUGUCUCUGGAGGAGGCCCAGGCUCGCACUCAGGCACAGCUGAGCUCCCCGGCCACCUCCCCCUGCCUCACCCACAGCGACUACAUCGAGGUCGGGGAGGGACCCGGAGCUCUCCUCGGCAAGUUCCACACAGUCAUCGAGCUCCCGAUGGAGAGCGGAAAGCGGCCUCCUGUUAAGGCUAAGAAGUCUCCUGUGGGGAAUUGGCUCUCCUUUUUCCACCUGGGCAAGUCCCACUCUGUGUCCAAACGUAAACUGAAGCGACACCCCAGCGAGCCUAACGAGAUAAAGAGCAUUGCGCUGCCAGGCGGAAGAGGAGAUAGCGGCACAUUGCGCUCCACCAAAAGCGAGGAAUCCCUCACCUCUUUGCACAAUGUGGAAGGAGAACCCCAGAGUUACCGCUCCCGCAGACCUCGUUCGACUAGUGAGGCCGCUUCUGGCGUCCGUAGAGACGACGUACGCAGCACCAGAACUAAAGACGACCACAGAGCCCACCCACUGAAUGGGAGUCAUAACGGUGCCGAUCGUGUCCGCGCCGCAGCAUGUAUUUCGCCUCCACACCAAGAAGACGAUAUCGAUCUUUGUCCGCCCGCUGCAGGCAUCUAUAGUUUGGACUUUGACCCCAUGUCUUUUCAAUGCAGCCUGCCCUCAGCAACCCCUGGGCUGCAACACAAGAAAGAUGGAAAUAAAUGGAGGAAGAGCGCAGGGUGUUCCAGUGAAUCAGAGCCCAUCUCCUCUCCUAACAACAACAUUCGCGGCUAUCAGUCUCCAGAUAUCAGCCCUGCUCUCAGUAAAGGUGGAAAAAAGGUCGCCUCCAAGCCGCUCUCUCCUAAACUCAGGAAGAAAUCAUUUAAGACGCAGGCAGAUAUUCAGAACGCAUCCUCCUCUUCUCCUCCACCUCUUCCUUCUUCCUCUCCCCCAGCGGAGAGGUGUGACGCUCGACUGGCAGAUGGAAAGGAGCCGAGAGCACCCUACCCACACUGCAGCCCACUCAGCACAGCGAGCCAGGGGUCAGCCCUGACCGACCUCAGUCAGUCUGCACAGAACCUGCCCGAUCCAGGAACAGAUAGACUUAUGAGUUCAGUGUCUGUUCUCCCUCCUCACCCUCCCUUGACGAGUGCUGCGCGCAAGCUGGCGUUGGCUCUGGCUGAAUCUGCCCAGAAGGCCAGCAGUGGCUCCCAGAGAAGAAACAACGUCCCAUCGCACCCCCUCCAGAGACCGGAAGCCCCUCACGCCCAGGACAGACCGCCCCGGCCCUCCGUUCUCGAUCUGAAAGUGUACCCCCAGGAGUACUGCGGCCCUCAUGUCUCCUCUGCUUCCCAGUGGCAGACGUCAGCUCACAGCCCUGUGAAGAGCCACCGCUGCCCUCAUCCCGUUCAUUUCCGAGCCGCGCACCCCGGCUCGGAGCCGUCACAGGUCGUUGACAGACAGGAAAGCGCGGGCAAUUUCACACCUAAUGUCAGCCCGCUCGGGUCAGGGAGCUUGGAUGAAGGCAGCGCAGAGAGGAGGGACCGCGUGGAGGAAAAAGAGUUCAUAGACGCCUCAGAAGCAGAACCAACCUAUCAGAGCGUUGGGGUUUCAACCCCCACCCAGCCCGUCUGCUCCGCUCAGAGCCCGUCAACUUCUCCCGUAUAUGUGAACACCGACUCUAUCAAUGUAUUUAAUUUCCGCGCUGUUCUGGCGGAGACCUCCAUACCUGCCUCAAUCGAGGAGGUCAUUCCACGUCCAUUACAGCCCUCCUCAACCCAUCGCUACAGCCCAGAGGAGGACCGACCUCGGGGCCUGGUCGAGGACGUCUACAGCAAUCAUCAUCAUCAUCAUCAUCACCAUCAUCAGCCGAUUCUAACAGGGCGAAUGCCUCCACCUCACUGCCCUCGGCCCGAUGCUCUGCCACAUCACCUUUUGGGACGAAAAAGCAUGUACAGGCAGUCCUCUGAAGGCCGCUACAGCACUUUAGGGUUAAGGCACCCUUUGUCACCUCAAUACAGACGUUGCCACAGAGAUGAGCACCUUAUCAGUGGCUACCACAGGCAACCAGGCCAAUGGCAGAGGUCGGAAGAUAGAGUGGUCGGGCACCCGGCCAUCCGGAGGGCUCGCUCCUUCCACGCCCCUCACAUUAGUCACUACGAGCUGGCGGAGGCAGAAGUCCUUCCCCCUGACACCAUGUUUUAUGUUGAGCAGACGUCGAGCCAGGAAGUGCCCUACGAGAGGCUGAUUCAGACCGGCAUCCACCCUGUCCGGCAGCAGUUUGAGAACACACGUGCUGACUAUCGUUACAGCCCCUACUCUGAAAUUAACCCAGUAGAUGUCUCCGGCUAUUACGUAGAGCCCUGCCGGCAAAGCAGUGUCCGACACAGUCAGUCUUACACGAUGCGUUCCACAAGGGAAAGUGGACAAUCGGAUUACUACAACUACUCUCCUCACCAAAUCCCUCCUGUGAACAGGGAGCUUUACAUAGAAAGCAGGGACACUGUCGUUUACGAGGCUCGAGAUGCAGACCUUUUCGAAAGAGUCGUAUAUCAACCGGUCAAGCAGGAGAGUCACUCCAGACGUAAAAACGCAUGUCCCGCGGUGUCUCCUUACGAGAGCCCCGUCUCGCCGACUGACGCGAGAAACCGAGACAUAAUGCACACAAGAAGCACGUCGGACCCCGGAAACGCCUGCCUCCUCUCGGCCAACAGGACAGAGAGCCCAAAUGUUGCGGUAGCUUCAUCCCCAACUUCUCAACGGGCAGAACCUGAGGUCGCCAGGCAGCAGCACGAUCACCGGUCGAGUGCGGAGCCGAGACCGGCCAGGCGGAUCCAGAUCAAAGAGAGCUCCUCGCGGCAGCCACCGCUUCGCAAAGUCCCCUCGCUUCCAGAAAGGGGCUGUUCUAACCUCAAGAACACGGAGCACAAUAACAGAACUCCCACACAGGGUCACGACCAGGAUCGAUUCAUGAUGACCAACGCUGUCAACAGCUACUCUGGUGCUGUGAAACCCAGCAUCCUCAGGAGGCCGGGGAGGUCGCAGAGCACUCGAGAAAACCGUCACUACUAUCAUUACCAAGCCAAAUCCCCUCUGGAUCCUGAACAUCUGGGAUCCUUUUCCACUCAGCCCAACAGAAGGACUCAGAGCACUAAAGUCAGGCCCACACAAUAUGACCACAAUGAGGGGUAUUACGCAGCGCCCAGACCUAAAGCUACAAGAUCCGGUAAAGCCGCGGCCGGAUAUAUGGCUGGCCAGGGCUGCAUGUCUCCCCGCGGGCAGAGACUCCUGGCCAAGGCGCUGGGUCAGGAAGCUUUUUAUCACGCUGCACUGAGAUCAGAAGCCGGGGUCUACGACUGAUUCUGACCACUGGUUUUAUCCGAUUCCACAUUGGGGCCAAAGGAGAACAGCACUUUAUCCUCUGCCAGACCGGCAGACUGUUGUGUUGAAAGUGUGUUUGUUUUAACCGUCUGGAGCUGCUAAAAAGUGUGAAGUGAGGCUACUGCUCAUACUGUCGCCGUCACUGGUAGUUUCAUAUUUUGCAACGGCUUUUGAGUGAGCUCAAAGGGAACAAGUCAAUCAUAUGCAGAUGCAGAUAUUGUCUUAAAAAUGUAUUUGAAAGUAACACUUAGAGAGGCAUGUUUUACAAAACGAUGGCUUAUAUAUUUUAUUUAAUGUUAAAACAACAAGAGAUGCCAAGCUAGAGUUAUCGGUUUUAUUAAUAUGAUUUCAGUAUAGGAAGGUGUAUAAAAUAACAUUAAUUUUAAAUGUAUUAUAUUUGUAUAAAUAACACACACCGCUAACAUGUGGCCAAUGUACUGUACAUUUUGUUUUCUAUUCUAGUCUGCUCAGACCUUAACAAGCACUUUUGAGGAUAACUGUGUAUGAAACACACUGUCUCCACGUGAUGUACAUGAAGCCUCUUGAUAUACAGUAUUUUUUCCUUCUAUAUGCUUGCUUUGAAUCAUCGUUAAAUAAUAAAUUAGCACUUUUGGGGGGUGAGACGGAAGAUGACCUCAUGGUUUCUAACUUUUUACUUUUUUUUUCUUUAUCAUUUAUAAUGCAAUCUUAAAAUAACAAUGAGUGCUAUGAUUUCUGUUACGGUCACGGCUACCAUGGCGAAAUAUGCUACACAUACAGUAAAUGCAAAUUAGCUCAUUCAGCUCAGUGAAAAAGUGUAUUUUGUAUGGCAUUGUGGUUUUGUCACAAAAAUGAACUUUUCUUUCCUCUUUUAGGGAACUUUUAACAAUGUGGUGUUUUACAUAAAAUAUGAUGUUGUUUUGAGUCAUUAAAGAGGCUGUUUCAAAUCCAAACACCUAGAUGGGGAUAUUCUGUUAAGACAUGUUGAAUUUGUUAUUUUAGUGAGUCUUUAAAAAAGAAAAAUAAAGAUAUAUUGUCAAUGAUUA
Perca fluviatilis (European perch) is the source of this 6944-nucleotide messenger RNA. It is a transcript of the gene arhgap32a, whose product is annotated as Rho GTPase activating protein 32a. Gene Ontology annotation, molecular function: phosphatidylinositol binding; protein binding; GTPase activator activity. Gene Ontology annotation, biological process: small GTPase-mediated signal transduction. Gene Ontology annotation, cellular component: fibrillar center; actin cytoskeleton; nucleoplasm. Lineage: Eukaryota; Metazoa; Chordata; Actinopteri; Perciformes; Percidae. The record is from RefSeq and is a predicted model, not a curated record. The coding region runs from base 808 to 5898 and encodes 1696 amino acids. The transcript has 22 exons.